Cicer arietinum (chickpea) is the source of this 1043-nucleotide messenger RNA. RefSeq lists its product as uncharacterized. Lineage: Eukaryota; Viridiplantae; Streptophyta; Magnoliopsida; Fabales; Fabaceae. The record is from RefSeq and is a predicted model, not a curated record.
AAAGGGCCAUAGCAAAGGCCCCUCCGACCACCUUUGUCACAUUUUCCACUGCCCAUGUCCCUUAGAACAUGGAGGAAAUUAUGGCAUUAUUACCCUCAUCUUAAUCUCUCUCUCUCAUCUCAAACACCAUAAUAAAAACCCUUCACUCAACAUAAUACACUCCCCUUACUUCUUCAACCAACAAAGCCAUCAAUCCCAAGUGAUGAAAAAAAUAAACACAGCAACAUUAAAGUAAACAACAAAUAAUACCACCUUAAUCAUUGUUGUAGAAUCCAAUAUAUUUUUUGCUAUACUUUGCCUUUUUCAAUCAUAACUCACAACCCCUUUUCGAGUUUUAAGGAGAAAGAUUCUUUUACUUCUUAAAAAUCUUUCCUUUUUAAAAAAAGUCAUGGAAAUUGAAUCAGCAAAGUGUGAAUGUUGUGGCUUGAAAGAAGAUUGCACACAAGACUACAUAACCGAGGUGAAAUCAAAAUUUGAUGGAAAAUGGUUAUGUGGGUUGUGUUCAGAAGCAGUGAGAGAUGAAGUAAUGAGUGGAGGUAGAAAACUAUGGGACAUGGAUGAAGCUGUGAAAGCUCACAUGUCAUUCUGCAGAAAGUUCAAAUCAAACCCUGCAGUUAGAGUAGCAGAAGGUAUGAGACAGAUGCUAAGAAGAAGAUCAAAUGAAUCAUCAUCAUCAUCACCUGCUUCAUCAAAGAAGUAUUCAAGGUCAACAACAAGCACUUCUCAAGUUGGAGAUUCUUCCACUUUCUCUUUGUACUAAUGAUUAUGAUGAUGAGAAACCAGAGGCAGAGGAGUUUACUCUGUUUUGGUUAGAAUAAAAGUUUAUUGUUUUUAGCCUCUUUUGGCCAAUCUUUUUUCUUUUUUUUUUUUAAUCUUUUUAUUGUCAUGUACAUGAUGUGUAAUUUUCAGGGCCUUUUCUUCAGCUUUUUUCUAUUUACUUUGUUUUUACCAACUGAUUCCUAGUUUGGUAUUCCUAAUCCCUUUGUUAUCUUUUGUGUUAAAAUACUGUUAACUUAUUAACAACUAGCUAGAUUACUUGUUAA